AUGAAACAACUCAGAGAUACCCAGUCUGUCCCCAGCACCAAGGGCAACCAAUACAACGCGCAUAUAUACAAGCACGCCCACCUAUCAACGCUCCUAAGGGGCCAAAAGCCCACAGGAACCCCCUCAUUGAUAGAAUUGGUAAUGGCAUUCGUCAAACUAAGGGCGCGCGUCAGCCUGUACAAAAGGCACAGGACGCAGGGAGGAGCUAGGAGGAGAGAAUGGAGAGAAAAGUGGAGGAAUGAGAAAGCAAAGGAACAAGGAAAGGAGAAUAGAGACACAAAAGGAGACGGAGAGGAGAAACAGACCAAUGCUUACAGAAAAAGCACUGAAGAAACUUCAGGUCCAAGUAGUGGACACGGUAAUAACAAGGUGGAUGGAGGGGUUACCGGCACUGUUCCCAACAUUCCCAAAAGGGAGAACUAUACUUGUCCCAUACAUGCCAACAAAACCAAAGAAGUCAUCAACAACAAAGACUGGGACUGGGACCAAUUUGCUAACUCAGAAGCCAAUUGA
This is a messenger RNA of Rhizoctonia solani, 513 nucleotides long. RefSeq lists its product as uncharacterized. NCBI's taxonomy places the organism in Eukaryota, Fungi, Basidiomycota, Agaricomycetes, Cantharellales, Ceratobasidiaceae. The coding region runs from base 1 to 513 and encodes 170 amino acids. The transcript has 2 exons. The record is from RefSeq and is a predicted model, not a curated record.